GGGAGGCAAAGGACAGAUCACAGAACAAACAAAUCAAGGAUGAUAGAUUAGGAUUUAGGGCUCAUUACAUUCCACUGUUUGGUGCUGUAGGAAAAAACAAAAUGGAAGGAGGAGGUGGCGCUCAGCCUGGUGACACAGUCAUGUCGGAGGCAACGCAGCCUGAUCCCCGGCAACAGCAGCAGCCAACGGCUGUGGGGAUUGAGAAUAUCCCUGCUACUCUUAGUCAUGGUGGCAGGUUCAUCCAAUACAAUAUCUUCGGCAAUAUAUUCGAAGUCACAGCUAAAUACAAGCCCCCCAUCAUGCCCAUCGGUAAAGGCGCUUACGGUAUCGUCUGUUCGGCUCUCAAUUCCGAGACCAACGAGCAUGUAGCCAUCAAGAAAAUUGCCAAUGCAUUUGACAACAAAAUUGAUGCCAAGAGGACCCUCCGCGAAAUCAAGCUGCUCCGACACAUGGAUCAUGAAAACGUUGUUGCAAUCAGGGAUAUAAUACCACCACCACAGAGGGAAGCCUUUAAUGAUGUUUACAUUGCAUAUGAGCUAAUGGACACUGACCUUCACCAAAUUAUUCGGUCAAAUCAAGCAUUAUCAGAGGAGCAUUGUCAGUAUUUCCUGUAUCAAAUCCUACGUGGGCUGAAGUACAUUCAUUCGGCAAAUGUUCUGCAUAGGGACCUAAAGCCUAGCAAUCUUCUCCUGAAUGCCAACUGUGACUUAAAAAUUUGUGAUUUUGGACUGGCUCGUGUUACCUCUGAAACUGACUUUAUGACUGAAUAUGUUGUUACAAGAUGGUAUCGUGCACCAGAGCUUUUGUUAAACUCUUCUGAUUACACUGCAGCUAUUGAUGUAUGGUCUGUUGGGUGUAUAUUCAUGGAACUGAUGGAUCGAAAGCCAUUGUUUCCUGGCCGAGAUCAUGUGCAUCAGUUACGUCUACUUAUGGAGCUGAUUGGCACCCCAUCAGAAGCUGAUUUGGGCUUUCUGAAUGAAAAUGCUAAGAGAUACAUUAGGCAACUACCACUUUACCAUCGCCAGUCUUUCCAAGAAAAGUUUCCACAUGUCCAUCCUGCAGCUAUUGAUCUUGUUGAAAAAAUGUUAACAUUUGAUCCUAGACAAAGGAUUACUGUUGAAGAUGCACUGGCACAUCCCUACUUGACAUCUUUGCACGACAUCAGUGAUGAACCUGUGUGCAUGACUCCCUUUAGCUUCGACUUUGAGCAACAUGCUCUGACCGAGGAACAGAUGAAGGAGUUGAUAUAUCGAGAGGCACUUGCAUUUAACCCCGAGUAUCAGCAUCACUGAAAGUAAUGUUGCCAUUGGGUUUGGACAUUGGAUACUGUGAUGUUUGUGUCCAUAGAUUCCGUGAUUUAUUUGUGUGUGUGUGUAUAUAUGUUUUUCAAUCAUCUGAUGCCCGAUGGCCUUGGAGUUGAAUUAUUUCGAUCACAGGCGGAUUUGGGAGACAGAUUGGAACUGUCAUAAGGCGUUCUAUCUGCUUAUUUGCUUCAUAUUGUUGUCCAAUUCACAUUGGUUUGAGCCUUCUUAUUUUGCUUCUUCACUUCUAA
Messenger RNA from Prosopis cineraria, 1552 nucleotides. Its product is annotated as mitogen-activated protein kinase homolog D5. The transcript is spliced from 6 exons. Gene Ontology annotation, biological process: intracellular signal transduction; protein phosphorylation. The coding region runs from base 102 to 1292 and encodes 396 amino acids. Gene Ontology annotation, molecular function: ATP binding; MAP kinase activity. The record is from RefSeq and is a predicted model, not a curated record. NCBI's taxonomy places the organism in Eukaryota, Viridiplantae, Streptophyta, Magnoliopsida, Fabales, Fabaceae. Gene Ontology annotation, cellular component: cytoplasm; nucleus.